Messenger RNA from Myxozyma melibiosi, 3216 nucleotides. RefSeq names its product Dos2-interacting transcription regulator of RNA-Pol-II-domain-containing protein. The transcript has 9 exons. The record is from RefSeq and is a predicted model, not a curated record. Lineage: Eukaryota; Fungi; Ascomycota; Lipomycetes; Lipomycetales; Lipomycetaceae. Gene Ontology annotation, biological process: iron-sulfur cluster assembly. The coding region runs from base 60 to 3179 and encodes 1039 amino acids. Gene Ontology annotation, cellular component: cytosolic [4Fe-4S] assembly targeting complex.
CUUAAAUUUCUGAUAUCGCCAUUCACCAUCUCUUUCUCUCUUUCUCCACCGCAUCCACAAUGAGCAAGCAGACAAUAGACCAGUACCUUGUCUCUCUGGGCGGGGUUCCCGACGAGUCUGACAAAAUCGCAGAUCAAAUAGCCAAUGAUCUCCAAUCGGGAACCACACGGCUUGUCGACUUUAUCCAGAACCUCGGGCCUUAUCUCACAGACGAAGAUGUUGGUAUUCGAAUGAAGUCUCUGAACUGCGUAUCGACCGUCCUCACCAAACUUCCAACACCCCAGCUCAACUCAAGGCAGAUUACUAUGUUAUCUGCUUUCUUGAGCGAAAAGCUAGAUGACGAAGAGUGCACAAAAGAGGCCGCCGACGGUCUUUUGGCUUUGCUUUCCAUGGAACAUAUCGCUGCUUCCUCAGUGAAAGACAUGGCUUCUGCCGUGUUCUCAAAAAUCGACAUGAAGAAACAUGCCCAAGGUGUUCGUUAUCUGGUUUACCAGAUCAUUGAGAAAUUGUUCGAGAAGCACCUCACAGUCCUCAAAUCGAUGAACGACACCACUAUAGAUGGUUUCCUCCAGUUAGUAUCAGGCGAGAAGGACCCGCGAAAUCUCAUGAUUGGGUUUUCACUGUUAAAGACCCUCGCAAAGGAAUUUGAUAUUGAGAAAUCAGUAGAACCUCUCUUUGACGCGAGCUUUUGCUAUUUCCCCAUCACAUUCAGACCCCCACCCGAUGAUCCUUACGGAAUUACCUCAGAAGAUUUGAAGUUGAAGCUAAGAGAGUCUAUCGCUGCUUCGCCAUUAUUUGCUCCAUUCGCUUUCCCCAGUCUGAUUGAAAAGCUCACAUCGAGCUCACUGAGCGUCAAAAAAGAUGCAAUUCUCACAAUGUCUGCAUGUAUCGAAAGCUAUGGCACCGUCACCGUGAGCGAAUACUGGGAGAAAUUGUUCAACGCUGUCAAAUUCGAAGUCCUGCACGACGGUGAAGAGGAUGUUCCCAACCUCGUCUGCGACCUUUUGAAGGUUCUCACACGGACGCUUGCUUUUGGUCAACUACGUGUGAUUGACGACUCGCCGUUAGAUCUUUUUCUCAAAGCCGUUGUCGCGGAAUGCAAACCUCAUAUGACGAACUUGGAUUCAAGACAGGCGAAGCCUGCCAGUAAAAUUCUUUCGUCAGUUGCAGAGGCAUCGUACAUCUCUUUUGAUGCCGCAGCCGAGGGAGUCCUUGUUUCAAUCCUCAACUUGGUCGACUUUGCUUCGACAGCUACCCUAUCUGAGCAAAAGACCGCCCUCGAGUCGCUGAUGGCGUUCAUCGAAGCAUCGGGAAACCUCUACGGUUGGAGAACCGAGGCUGUUCGUACUUCGAAGCGCGAGAAUGGCUUGCUUCCGUAUAAGGACUCGUUCUUUGAAGUAUUUUGCAAAGGAUUUGUGAGCGUUCCUGCCGAGGAGGUGUCGUUCAAACUUCUUGCCCUGCAGGGGAUCGUAAGGAUGUCUCUUUUGCAUUCGUUUUUGGACGAAAGCGAGAUGGGGCUUGUUGUUCAGUAUCUGGACGAAACUGUUUUGACCCAGCAGAAUGAAUCUCUCUGUGCCGCCGCUCUUUCAUCUCUUCAAGCUCUUGGACGCGUCAAAGCCGAUCUCAUUCUCAACAUUGCCUUUCCCGCAUUCCUGUCCCAGCUUCCCGACCCUGAGUUGGGUAAUAUAGAAACUCCAACAUCGUCCACAAAGCAUUACCGAAUAAUCCUAUCUGCACUCGCAGAUCUCUGUAUCGACAAAGGAAUCUUUGACACACUCACCGUGCGGCUACUCAAUCGACUCCCGUCAGCUGCCAAGAGUGACGACAACAACGCAGAUUUCACACAGUCAAUAUUAGCCGCCAUUCUUCUAGUUCUGCAGCGGAAGAUUGGCGAGGAAGACUGGGAUUGGCUGUAUUUCUUCCAGACUCUAGUUCCUAAACUAUUCUCGGUCGUUAUCGCUGCUGCGCUCGAACUGAACACGCAGCUGCAUCCUGCGCUUUACGCGCCUGCGUCUGUGGCAAUCGCGGGAAAGAUCAUCAACUUGCUCGUGCGCUCUGUCCCUGUCGAGGCGCAGACUCUGUUCACUCAGGAGUUGUUCAAUCUGUUUGUCUCUAGCAAAGAUUCUGCGCUGAUCUCAGAGCAGUAUCGACCACAGGUGUCGAUUCUUUACAAGCCGUUGUCUUCCGACUCGACCGGGCCCGAGGGUUUAGUUGAGCUCUUCACGGCCGCGGUGGCUGGUCUCCGCCGAGAGAUUUCGCUCCCUGUUUCCAACGCACUUGAGUUUGCGGCAAAUAUCGUCACCGUGAGCGAGACGCGUAAAAACCCGCAAGAUCGUCUUGCGCUUUUGCGGUUGGUCGCUUUGAUUGUGAGCAAAUGGUUCAGCAAGGAAGAUGAUGCCGUGUUUUUGAACACAACGGUGGCGCAGUUGCGCAAGACGCUUGCCGAGUCGGAGGAUUUACAAGAGCGGAUUAUUAGUCUCGAGCAAAUUUCAUGGAUCGUGAAGGCGUAUGUGUUUAAGAGCAAUCGGCAGUCGUUUGAGACGAUCGAGCAAGUGAUUGGCCUGCUGCGCGAUGCAGAGAUGGGACCGUACGCUUGCAAAGCUUGCGGGAUUAUGAUCUCCGACGACGAGAUCGUCGACAAGGCAAACUACGUCGUCGUGCGACUAUUGGCUAAGCAGAGCUACUUCAGUUUCUGCGUAGUGAAGAUCGUCGACGGCUUCAGCUCGAGUGUAGACACGGCGUCUAAGCGGCACUAUCUUGUUGCGCUGUCGACUAUUCUGCAGCAUAUGCCAGGCAAGAUUGUGCUGCCGCAGCUGCAGACUUUCCUCCCGCUCUUGCUGCAGUCGCUAUCAGUUGACGACGCACAGGUCAAACUCGCGUCGAUCGACACCAUCAGCGCGACGAUGGCGGACGCGUCCGCGACAAUGACGGAGCACUUGUCGACAAUAAUUCCCCGGCUCCUACAAGCCACCGUUCCCAAGCCUUCGAACCCUGCGAACGUGCGCGCCGCGGCUCUGAGCGCGCUCGCGAGCUUUACAAAGACGAUAGCGGCGGACUCGCUGCGUCCUUUCCGGGCGGAGAUUAUUCGCAAGUUGCUGCCCGUGCUGGAUGAUGCUAGGCGGGAUGUGCGCAAGGCGGCUGUGGACUGUCGACAGGCUUAUUUUGCGAUGGAGGCGUGAGUUGGAGAAGGGGUUUUGCAUGGUGUAUAUAACGCUG